AUGUCGGACAACAAAGUCUCAAGGCAAAAGCCCUGCCAUCACUGCAAGAGCAGGUCAGCCUCAGCCCCACCAGACACCUCCACGAUCCACUAUGAGAAGUUCUGGCUGUACCGUCACUGCUCUUCAGUGCAGCAGAGGGACAGGCAAGCUCAGAAAGCUGGGCAGCUCUUCUCAGGGCUGCUGGCCAUGAACGUGGUGUUUCUGGGCAGCGCCUUCAUCAGCAGCAUGAUUUUCAACCACGUGGCCAUCACCCUGGCAGACGUCUGGAUCCUGCUCUCCAUCCUCAAGGUCUUGUGCCUCUGCUGGAUCAUCUACUACCUGCUGGGCACCAGUCGGCAGCCGCACGCAGUGCUCUACCGGGAUUCCCACGCUGGGCCGAUCUGGAUUCGGGGGUCAGUGCUGCUGUUCGGCAGUUUCAGCAUCCUCCUGAACAUGUUUCAGAUCGGCUACAGCGUGAUUCUCAUCCAGUGCAAAUCCAUGGUGGAAAUUGUGUUCCCCAGCAUUGAAAUCCUUUUUAUUUGCACCCAGGCUUUUUUUCUGUGGCGUCACUCUAAGGACUGCAUUCAAGUCCAGCACAACUUCACCAGGUGUGGGCUGAUGCUGACCAUAGCCACUAACCUCCUCCUCUGGCUCUUGGCCGUGACCAACGACACCAUUCACAUGGAGAUUGAGUCUCAGCUGCGUGAGGUGGAGCAGCGAUUUGCAGGCAAUGAGACUACCUCAUGCACAUGCCCAAACACAACCAUCUGCAAAGUCUUCCAGAAGGGCUACAUCCUGCUCUACCCCUUCAACACUGAGUACUGCCUCGUCUGCUGCUCCGUGCUGUACGUCAUAUGGAAGAACGUGGGGAGACGCAUCAGCCACCACCAUGUCUCUCACAUCAAGCCCAAGUUCAAGCUCCAGGGGGUGGUCUUUGGGCCACUGCUGGGCACUACUGCCGUAAUCAUCGGGAUCUGUGUCUUCAUGAUAUACCAGAUCCAGGCCACCGGCUCAGCCCCCAACCACCAGGUCUUUGUAAUGUACUAUUCCUACUACAUUGUGCUCCUGCCCCUGAUGAGUGUGGGCGCAGUGAUUGGGACAAUCAUCCACGCCUUGGAAAAAAGGGAGCUGGACACGCUGAAGAACCCAACCCGCAGCCUGGAUGUGAUCCUGUUGAUGGGGGCAGCCCUUGGCCAAAUCGGCAUGUCCUACUUCUCCAUUGUUGCCAUUGUGGCCACCGACCCCAGGGACCUGUUGAACAGUCUCAUCCUGUCCUAUUCUGUCCUCCUCAUCUUUCAGAACAUCACCCAAAACGUCUUCAUCAUUGAUGGGCUUCACCGGCAGCCCUUUGUAGCAGCAACUGAGGCCAGACACACAGGCCAUGCUGGGCGGCAUGCAGUGGCUUCAGAGCUACCUCGUGAAGAGGAAGCCACAACAAGCAGCAAACAGGAACACACACAGCUCUCUCCUGGCAAAGAGGAAGAAAUGAAGGAAGAGCAGAAUCAUGAAGCCUACGACCAGAGACGAGUGAGCAUGCUGGAGCUGGGACAGGAGAUCCGUAAAGUUUCACUGUCCUAUCUCCACAGCUACUCCCACCUGAGUUGGAAGAGAAGAGCAUUAAGAGAGAUCUCGUUCUUCUUGGUUUUGUGCAACAUCAUACUGUGGGUCAUGCCCACAUUUGGGGCUCACCCUGUCUUCGAGAAUGGACUGGAAAAGUCAUUUUACGGUUACUCCACCUGGUUUGCGAUCGUGAACUUUGGCCUUCCACUGGGUGUGUUCUACCGAAUGCACUCCGUCGGGGGACUCCUGGAGGUCUACAUCACAGCCUGA
This is a messenger RNA of Aptenodytes forsteri (emperor penguin), 1809 nucleotides long. It is a transcript of the gene OTOP3, whose product is annotated as otopetrin 3. Lineage: Eukaryota; Metazoa; Chordata; Aves; Sphenisciformes; Spheniscidae. Gene Ontology annotation, biological process: proton transmembrane transport. The record is from RefSeq and is a predicted model, not a curated record. Bases 1 to 1809 code for a protein of 602 amino acids. The transcript has 6 exons. Gene Ontology annotation, molecular function: proton channel activity. Gene Ontology annotation, cellular component: membrane.